This is a messenger RNA of Capsicum annuum, 1069 nucleotides long. RefSeq lists its product as uncharacterized. Lineage: Eukaryota; Viridiplantae; Streptophyta; Magnoliopsida; Solanales; Solanaceae. The record is from RefSeq and is a predicted model, not a curated record. The transcript has 3 exons. Bases 1 to 690 code for a protein of 229 amino acids.
AUGAAUGAGAGACAACCUCAAAGGCCUUGUGGUUGUGUGGGCAUUUUCUUUCAGAUCUUUGAUCGGAACCGUAGAUUUGCCAAUAAGCUGUUUCCAAAGAAAAGGGCUAAAUUAUUUCUUUUUUUGUGCUGCAUUCUUAUAGCUUGCUUGAAACAAGCUUCAAAAAAGUUUAGAGGGGAUGAGAAGCAGCCAAAGCUUCGUUUGAUUGCUAAUAAGAACAGUGGGGGUUUUCCAAAGGCAAAGAAUAAUGGAAUGACCGAUACACGUGAAAGCAAGCGCGAAAUGAAAGCUCCAAGUUUGGUUGCUAGGCUCAUGGGUUUGGAAUCGAUGCCAGCAGGAUCAGGCAGUAAGCCCCAAAAGGCUUCAGCUUCUGAAACUUGGAGCAAUGUGGCCGAAAAACUUGGUGCUCGACCAGGCGGAUCUUAUAAAGAAGAUAUGGAUUUUGAGAUGGCCGAAAUAAAGAGUUCAGAACCAGGUUUUCAAAGGUUUAUAGCUAAAUGUGCUCUCACUUAUCCUACAAGAUAUUUUUCUCCUUUGGAAGAUGAAGCAGAUUUAGUUGGGAAUUCACUUGAUCACCAUUCAACAGACAGCUACCUCUCCAGCAGUCCCAAUAGUAACUCAAGUAUGGUCCCUGAUUCGACAUUUUACUAUUUGCUUAAUUCCUUUCUUUCCCUCAAAUACAUAAAUUAAAAAAAUAAGACAACUCUGAACUUGGAUUUCAUGCAUCCAUGCUUCUAAUAAAUAUGAUGCUUGAUUUCUUCCAGAGGACAAAGUGCUUGCUGAAUCAGUGGACUCUGUUGAUGAUGAACCACACUUUCCAGAACCUGGUAGAGAUCUUUCGGAUUGUGAGACCUCAUUAUCCACCAGGAGGAGUUGCAGAGAACUGAUUCAUAACGUUUCUGGAGUGCUCAGCAAGAUUAAUCAGUUAAAAGGAAGCAAACUCAGCUACGCAAAACAGGUCAUUUUGAAUGCUGAACUCAUAUUUGGAACUACACCUCAACAACAGGCUCUCCCUGUAGAGGAUGGGUUCUCUGUGAGCCAUUUUCUCCUCAAUGAACAUGAAAUGUUU